Anopheles nili is the source of this 1677-nucleotide messenger RNA. It is a transcript of the gene RIOK1, whose product is annotated as serine/threonine-protein kinase RIO1. The record is from RefSeq and is a predicted model, not a curated record. Gene Ontology annotation, molecular function: ATP binding; protein serine/threonine kinase activity. Gene Ontology annotation, biological process: maturation of SSU-rRNA. Lineage: Eukaryota; Metazoa; Arthropoda; Insecta; Diptera; Culicidae. The transcript has a single exon. The coding region runs from base 1 to 1677 and encodes 558 amino acids. Gene Ontology annotation, cellular component: cytosol; preribosome, small subunit precursor.
AUGAGUACCGGACAGUUUGAUGAUGCGCUGGAAGAUGCUACGGAGGGGCUGGAUGCCAUCCGUUUGCAAGGAGAACCACCCCGUGCAGCUACCGGGGUACCGUUGAAAACGAACAUCGAAAUCCAGGAUGCACUGUUCAUGUAUAGCGCGAAUGAGGAUCGCGUAGCUGAGCAGUACGAUGAGUGCAACUACGACGAGGAGAGCGACGAUGACGAUGAGGACGAUUUUUACUGCUUCGAAGGCGGGGAGCUGAAACGAAACCAGCAGUUGAACCUUAACCAAACGCAUGCGAACGCCCAGAAUGCCAGCCAGAAAGUGUCUCAUUUUCAACCGGCCGACGUGCUGUUUAAAAAGUUCACAAACCGCAUUAACGUGGAACGAUACGAGGGUCCUGCUUCAUUGCCAACCCACGCGAAGAACAAGCUUAUCGAAACGCAGCGCAAAGUGGACAGCGAACGAUUGCGGAGCAAGGAUAAGCAAGAUCGCGCAACGGCCGAACAAGUGAUGGAUCCGCGUACGCGCAUGAUCCUAUUUAAGCUUCUCAGCCGCGCAAUGAUAACCGAAGUUAAUGGAUGCAUUUCGACGGGAAAGGAAGCGAACGUUUACCAUGCUACAUCGAGUGAGGGUCGUGAUUAUGCGAUUAAAAUCUUCAAAACGUCCAUCCUCACUUUCAAGGAUCGUGAUAAGUAUGUGACGGGAGAGUAUCGCUUUCGGCAUGGUUACAGCAAACACAAUCCCCGUAAAAUGGUGCGCACCUGGGCAGAGAAGGAGAUGCGUAAUCUAGUGCGCAUGAAGAAAUGCGAUCUGCCCGUCCCGGAACCCAUACUGCUGCGCAGCCACGUGUUACUGAUGGAGUUCAUCGGAUGCGACGGUUGGCCAGCACCAAAACUGAAAGACGUCCAGUUGAGCACCUCAAGGGCUCGCGAGCUGUAUCGAGAUACCGUCGAAAUGAUGUGGAAUAUGUACAACCGCUGCAAGCUGGUUCACGCCGAUCUAUCCGAGUUCAAUUUGCUGUAUCAUGCUGGCAAAAUCGUGAUCAUCGAUGUGUCGCAAUCGGUAGAGCACGAGCAUCCGCAUGCAUUGGAAUUCCUGCGCAAAGACUGCAGCAACGUGACAGACUUUUUCCACAAGCGCGAGGUUUCAACGAUGACGGUGAAGGAACUGUUCGAUUUCAUAACCGAUCUUUCGAUUACACCCGAAACAAUGGAGCAACGGUUGGAACAAAUGUCCGAACGCAUCGCCAACCGCAGCUUCGAUGAGUUCACUGAAAAGCAAAAGCUGGACGAAGCCGUUUUCAAGCAAAUUUUCAUUCCCAAGUCGCUCCACGAAGUGUACGAUGUCGAGCGGGAUGUAUUCGAAAAACGACCGGACGAUUUGGUGUACAAAACCAUCACCGGUUUGGCGAACCAACCACAGCACAAGGAAGCUGCAAUCGGCCAAGGGGAUGAUGACUCGAUCACAGACAGUGCUUCUGAGCAAUCCGACUUCGAUGGUGAGGACGAUGAAGUCGCCAAGCAAUCGUCGAACGGCAUGAUUGUGGUACGGUCAAAAACAGAAACACCAGAAGAACGGAAAGCACGCAAAAAAGCGGUGAAAGAUGAGAAAGCCGAAAAGCGAAAAACGAAAGUGAAAAAGCACAUCAAAAAGCGCAAGGAAAGGAUUGCAGGACGUAAAUAG